GAAGAGGCCCAGGGAGCCGCUCGCCCCGACCCCGCCGCCCAAUGUUCUCAAGAUGGAGGCAGCGGGGGCGGCGGCGUGAGGAAAGCGGCGCUGUGGGCGCGGACGCAGGGGCCCCGGCGGCCCGGGCGGAGGCGGUGGCGGGAUGGGGCUGCUCCUCAUGAUCCUGGCGUCGGCCGUGCUGGGCUCCUUCCUCACCCUCCUCACCCAGUUCCUGCUGCUUUACCGCAAACAGCCCGAGCCGCCGCCGGACGAGAGCGCCCGCGCGGGCGACGGCUUCCGCUACCUCAAGCCGGUGCCGGGCCUGGCCCUGCGGGAGUACCUUUAUGGCGGCGGCGGGGCUGAGGAGCCCUCGGGCGGGCCCCCCGAGGGCGGCGCGACCCCGGCCGUGGCCCCCGAGACCCCCGCCCCGCCGACGCGGGAGACCUGCUACUUCCUCAACGCCACCAUCCUGUUCCUGUUCCGGGAGCUGCGGGACACCGCGCUGGCCCGCCGCUGGGUCACCAAGAAGAUCAAGGUGGAGUUCGAGGAGCUGCUGCAGACCAAGACGGCCGGGCGCCUGCUGGAGGGGCUGAGCUUGCGGGACGUGUUCCUGGGCGAGGCCGUGCCCUUCAUCAAGACCAUCCGGCUCCUCCGGCCCGUGGUGCCCUCGGCCCCCGGAGAGCCCGACGGCGCCGAGGGGGAGGCGCUGCCCGCCACCUCCCCCGAGGAGCUGGCCUUCGAGGCGGAGGUGGAGUACAACGGGGGCUUCCACCUGGCCAUCGACGUGGACUUGGUCUUCGGCAAGUCCGCCUACCUCUUCGUCAAGCUGUCCCGCGUGGUGGGGCGGCUGCGCUUCGUCCUCACCCGCGUGCCCUUCACCCACUGGUUCUUCUCCUUCGUGGAGGACCCGCUGAUCGACUUCGAGGUGCGCUCCCAGUUUGAGGGGCGGCCCAUGCCCCAGCUCACCUCCAUCAUCGUCAACCAGCUCAAGAAAGUCAUCAAGCGCAAGCACACCCUUCCGAGUUACAAGAUCAGGUUUAAGCCGUUUUUUCCAUUCCAAACCUUGCAAGGAUUUGAAGAAGAUGAAGAAGAGCAUAUCCAUAUACAACAAUGGGCGCUUACUGAAGGUCGCCUUAAAGUUACAUUGUUAGAAUGUAGCAGGCUACUCAUUUUUGGAUCCUAUGACAGAGAGGCAAAUGUUCAUUGCACACUUGAAUUGAGCAGUGGUGUUUGGGAAGAAAAACAAAGGAGUUCUAUUAAGACGGCUGAAUUAAUAAAGGGGAAUUUACAAGGUGUCGGACUUACACUUCGUCUUGUUCAGUCAACUGAUGGGUAUGCUGGGCACGUCAUAAUUGAGACUGUGGCCCCAAACUCACCUGCUGCAAUUGCAGAUCUUCAGCGGGGAGAUCGACUGAUUGCUAUUGGAGGUGUGAAGAUAACAUCUACACUGCAAGUGUUGAAGCUGAUCAAGCAGGCUGGUGACCGAGUCCUGGUGUAUUAUGAAAGGCCUGUCGGCCAAAGUAAUCAGGGUGCAGUGCUGCAAGAUAACUUUGGACAGUUGGAAGAAAACUUUCUGUCAAGCUCAUGCCAACCAAAUUAUGAAGAGGAAACAACUGGGUUGGCAGUAGACGCUGAAAAUAGAGACCUGGAUUCUGAAUUUGAAGACUUGGCAAGUGAUGUCAGAGCACAAAGUGAGUUCAAAGAUGAGGCACAAUCACUAAGUCACAGUCCCAAACGUACUCCGACAACACUUUCUGUUAAACCCCUUGGAACUAUAUCGCCAGUUUUAAACCGUAAAUUAGUUGUAGGAAGUCACCCACCACCACCAAAAAUUCCAUCCAAAGAAGGAAGUAAACCCUUAGCCCUAAAAACUUGUGAGAUAACAGACCCAGCGCACGUGUCAAAACCCACCCAAGGAUCCAUUUUCAAACCACCCGUGCCACCACGACCACAAGUGAAAGUUCCUUUGCCUUCUGCUGAUGCCCCAAAUCAGGCAGAACCAGAUGUUCUUGUUGAAAAGCCAGAGAAGGUGCUGCCUCUUCCUCCUGCAGAUAAGCCUGUUGAAAAGCAAGCAAAAAAUACGGAUCACGUAGAAGAUGCAGCUGCACGUAAGCAGUUUUUAGCAAAGCAAGAAGUGGCGAAAGAUUUUCCUUCAGAAAGUUCCUGCCCUCCAAAGGACAGUUCGGAUGAUCCUCAAAUGUGGGAAUCAUCAGAAAUUCCUUAUCGUAAUAAGCUAGGAAAAUGGACAAGAACGAGAGCGACCUGUUUCUUUGACAUAGAAGCCAGCCACAGAUACUUAAACGUUGCACUGUGGUGCAGGGAUCCUUUCAAGUUAGGGGGCCUCAUCUGUUUGGGGCAUGUUAGCUUAAAACUUGAAGAGGUGGCAUUAGGAUGCCUAGCUACAUCAAACAUGGAAUACCUUUCCAAAUUCAGAUUAGAAGCCCCAACGCCUAAGGCUAUGGUCACAAGAACCGCACUCCGCAAUCUGAGUAUGCAGAAGGGAUUCAAUGACAAAUUUUGCUUUGGUGACAUUACUAUUCAAUUCAAAUAUGUGAAAGAAGGAGAACCAGACCACCAUAUAGUUUCUAACGUAGAGAAAGAAAAAGAACUCCAUUUGGUUGAAGAGGUUUCUGCCCUACCUAAAGAGGAGCACUUUGUUGGACAGAUGGGUGUAACAGAAAAUAAACAUAGUUUCCAAGAUACUCAGUUCCAGAACCCAACUUGGUGUGAUUACUGUAAGAAAAAAGUUUGGACUAAAGCUGCUUCCCAAUGUAUGUUCUGUGCUUAUGUUUGCCAUAAAAAAUGUCAGGAAAAGUGUCUAGCCGAGACUCCUCUUUGUGGAGCAACUGAUAGGCAGAUAGAGCGGACCCUGAAAACCCUCAGAGUGGAAGGACAAGAAACCCUCCUAGGCCUCCCACCUCGUGUUGACACCGAAGCUAGCAAGUCAGUUAAUAAAACAACAGGUUUGACGAGACAUAUUAUCAACACUAGCUCUCGUUUCUUAAGUUUGCGUCAAGUCUCUAAAACUCGCCCAUCUGAACCAGGAGCUGAUCUAGUAGAACCUUCACCAAAACACACCCCGAACACAUCAGACAACGAAGGCAGUGACACAGAGGUCUGUGGUCCAAACAGUCCUUCUAAACGGGGAAACAACACAGGAAUAAAGUUAGUGAGAAAGGAGGGCGGUCUGGACGACAGUGUUUUCAUUGCAGUUAAAGAAAUUGGUCGUGAUCUCUACAGGGGCUUGCCUACAGAGGAAAGGAUCCAGAAACUAGAGUUCAUGCUGGAUAAACUGCAAAAUGAAAUUGAUCAGGAGUUGGAACACAAUAAUUCCCUUGUUAGAGAAGAAAAAGAGACAACCGAUACAAGGAAAAAAUCACUUCUUUCUGCUGCUUUGGCUAAAUCAGGUGAAAGACUACAAGCUCUAACACUGCUUAUGAUCCACUAUAGAGCAGGUAUUGAAGACAUCGAAUCUUUAGAAAGUCUGUCUUUAGACCAGCACUCCAAAAAAAUAAGCAAGUACACAGAAGAUACAGAAGAGGACCUUGAUGAUAGUGAAAUAACCCAGCUCAUAGACUCGCAGCCUUUCAGCAGCAUAUCAGAUGACUUAUUUGGCCCAUCUGAGUCUGUGUAACAGACAGUCUCUCUAAACUUUCCACUGAUUGGGGGAAAGCUGCAUCUAAAGUACCACAGAUAAAACCAUGUUUAAACCCUCUUAUAAUGCACUUGGACUGCUUCUCCACAGUUACUGCUUGUUUAAGAACAAGAAUGAAAAAGAUGGUUUUCCAGCAGAAACAUGACCAGCUCACUAAAUCGGUUGUUGCAGAUUGCAUUUAUAGCUGUGCUUUUGGGUUUAUACUGGGAAUUUAUUUUUACUAAUUUAUUUUUAACUUUUUCUAAUUAUGUAAUUAUGUAAGCUAACUUUUCAUGUUUAUGUAUGUGUGAUGUCUGAUGUUAUUUUCCUUCUAGUUUUUGAAUUAGUGUUAAAUAGGCUACUGUCCAGAUUCUUGAAAUGUUUUCAUUUCCAUCAUGGUUAUAACAAAUUUGUUGCAUGCCCAAUUGACAACAGCAAUCAUUGAGGGAACAGGUUUGAAUCUUACCUUGCGUUAUGGAGUUUGUCAUCUCUACUUACUGGAGAUUUUUGUUGUUUUGUGGUUUUGGGGAGUGCUUUUGUUUUUGCCAAAUGUAACGCGAAAGCAGAUGCUGCAGCUUUAGUUGGUUAUGCUGAUUUAGUAAAAAAAAAAGUUUUACAUA
Equus quagga is the source of this 4233-nucleotide messenger RNA. RefSeq names its product PDZ domain containing 8 (gene PDZD8). The transcript has 5 exons. Gene Ontology annotation, biological process: mitochondrial calcium ion homeostasis. Gene Ontology annotation, molecular function: protein binding; lipid binding. Lineage: Eukaryota; Metazoa; Chordata; Mammalia; Perissodactyla; Equidae. Bases 143 to 3613 code for a protein of 1156 amino acids. The record is from RefSeq and is a predicted model, not a curated record. Gene Ontology annotation, cellular component: mitochondria-associated endoplasmic reticulum membrane contact site.